Aspergillus steynii IBT 23096 is the source of this 582-nucleotide messenger RNA. RefSeq lists its product as uncharacterized. The coding region runs from base 1 to 582 and encodes 193 amino acids. NCBI's taxonomy places the organism in Eukaryota, Fungi, Ascomycota, Eurotiomycetes, Eurotiales, Aspergillaceae. The transcript has a single exon. The record is from RefSeq and is a predicted model, not a curated record.
AUGAAGGGCGACACGCCCCGAGCAGCCAGAGCGGGACCAAGGGCGGCACCCAGGGCGACACCUAGAACAACACCCCCUCCCGGCACUCAUGGAGCGGACGAGUGGUACAAAGUCUCGACACCAGAGUUCGACACAGUAGCCUAUGAUCCUCUGGACCCUCCCAAGCGAUACCAUACCGGUAUCUUCGUUGAAUUAGACGCCGAAGCUCUCGAAGGAGACCUAUUUCAUGUCACCGGGGACGUCAUCGCCGCCAGCGGCAUGCGGUUCGAAGUGAAAGAGAACUAUGUUCCUGGGGCGUCCCGGUUCUUCCACAGGUCCACGGACAUUGGAUGGAUUCGCAAAGUCGACUAUCCGAGAAUAAGGGGUAUCUUGCAAGCCUUGCCGAGACCGACCAAACAGCAGGGGCUUGACUUCUGGAGCAAGGAUCCAGCGAAGAGGAAUAAGCUGACUUGGACGAAGCAGAAUGGGGAUCUUUACGGGCCAGGCGAAGAACGGCGACCAAUCAUUAAGUGCAAUGAGUGGACACAUGACCUUGCGAUUCCGAAGCUGCGAAGCGAAGGCAUUUUACAUGACUUGGUUUGA